AUGAAAGUGCCAAGCCACCGUGCGUUAAGACCCCAAGCUUCCCUGCGCAGUUGGGGCCUCGGCUCCCCGGCCAGGUCAUCGUUCCGGCCCACCCUGCCCUACCCUGACCCCCAUUCUGCCGCAGCAAAGAUGGCCACCACCAACCCCCUGCGCUUCUCCUUGCCAGUCCUUCUGCAUACGACCAUUCUGCUGCUAUCGCUGCUGCUCACCUGCUCCUACGCCUUAUCACCACCAAGGUUCACUAAAGUUCCCGUCGACCAGACUGGUGUGUCAGGGGGCGUGGUCUCCUUCGUCUGCCAGGCUACAGGUGACCCCAAGCCAAAAGUUAAUUGGAACAAAAAAGGAAAGAAGGUGAAUUCACAACGUAUAGAGACCAUUGAGUUUGACGAGGGUGCCGGUGCCGUCCUCAGAAUCCAGCCUCUCCGAGCCCCCCGUGACGAGAACACCUAUGAAUGUGUAGCUGAGAACUCUGAGGGCGAGCUUACCGUCAACGCCAAGCUGUCCAUCAUCAGAGAGGACCUUCUUCCAGCAGGCUUCCCUAACAUUGACAUGGGCCCUCAACUUAAAGUGGUGGAGCGCACUCGAACGGCCACCAUGCUCUGUGCUGCCAGUGGCAACCCUGACCCAGAAAUCACCUGGUACAAAGACUUUCUACCCAUAGACCCCAGCACAAGUAACGGGCGAAUCAAACAGCUACGUUCAGAAACCUUUGAGGGUACCCCGAUUCGAGGUGCCUUGCAGAUCGAGAACAGCGAGGAAACAGACCAGGGGAAGUACGAGUGCGUGGCGUCUAAUCAGGAAGGCGUGCGCUACUCGUCCCCUGCUAACCUUUAUGUGCGAGAGCUUCGAGAAGUCCGGCGGGUGCCUCCUCGCUUCUCCAUUCCACCUACGAGUCAGGAAAUAAUGCCAGGUGGCAGUGUGAACAUAACGUGUGUGGCAGUGGGGUCGCCCAUGCCUUAUGUCAAGUGGAUGCUGAACUCUGAGGAUUUGACACCGGAGGAUGAGAUGCCAGUGGGCAGAAAUGUUCUUGAGCUGAGCAGUGUCCAUGAGUCAGCCAACUAUACCUGUGUGGCCAUGAGCAGCCUUGGCAUCAUCGAAUCUGUGGCACAGAUCAUUGUCAAAUCUCUUCCCAAGCCUCCAGGUACUCCUGUGGUUACUGAAACCACUGCCACAAGUGUUACCAUUACCUGGGAUUCAGGAAACCCAGACCCAGUGACACACUACAUCAUACAGUAUAGGUCCAAGUCCCCAGACAGCAAAUAUGACAUAAAGGAUGACAUCACCACUACACGUUACAGCAUUGGUGGCCUCUACCCCAACACGGAGUAUGAAAUCCGUGUGUCUGCUGUCAAUACAAUCGGGCAGGGUCCUCCCAGUGAGCCAGUUGAAACACGAACUGGGGAACAAGCCCCUGCCAGUCCACCAAGAAAUGUUAAGGCCCAGAUUCUUCCUCAAAACACAAUGAUGGUGCAGUGGGAAGAGCCCGAAGAGCCCAAUGGCCAGAUCAAGGGCUACCGAGUUUAUUAUACCAUGGAUAACUCACAGCUCAUGAGUCUCUGGCAGAUCCAUAAUGUCCAGGACAGCAUCAUCACCACUAUCCAGAGCCUUGUCCCUCAGGAGACAUACACUAUCAGAGUCCUUGCAUUCACCUCUGUGGGAGAUGGACCUUUCUCAGAGCCCAUCCAUGUCAAAGUAGUGCAAGGAGUUCCAGGACAGCCAUCCAAAUUCCAGGUUGGCGCUGUGUCUGACACCAGCAUUGAGCUGACCUGGGAACCUGCCUAUGAGAAAGAAGGAAUUAUAAAUUAUGAACUCCGCUACCUGGAAGGCAAUGUUGGCACCCAGAUGAAGAAAACAUUUGGACCCACGAGAUCAUAUGUUGUGGAAGGUCUCCGUCCAAAUACAGAGUACCGCUUCUCCCUGGCAGCUAUUUCUAACAAAGGCAUUGGGGCCUUCACAAAUGAAAUUUCACAGAAGACCUUGCAAGCCAAGCCCUCAGCUCCCCCUCAAGAAAUUAAAUGCAGCAGCACCAGCUCCACCAGCCUGUUGGUAAGUUGGCGCCCUCCGCCUCUGGAGAGUCAGAAUGGUGACCUGACGGGGUAUAAGGUGCUCUACCAAGUGGUGGGCCCAUCAGAGGGGGCUGGUGAUGACACCGAGGUCAUGGAGGAGCCCAUGGUGCCUCCAACUGAAGAGCAGAUGUUGCUUCAGCGAUUGGAAAAGUGGACCCAGUACCACAUCACUGUGUCCGCCUCUACUGCGAUUGGGUCGGGCCCGGAGAGUGAGCCCCUGAUCUGUAGGACAGAUGAAGACGUUCCUGGGGCUCCACCAAGGCGGGUCGAGGUGGAAGUCCUCAACUCUACAGCAAUUAAGGUGAUGUGGCGCUCACCAACACCAGGCAAACAAAACGGUCAGAUCCGUGGCUACCAGGUUCAUUACGUCCGUGUGGAAAAUGGCGAGUCACGGGGCCUGCCCCUCAUCAAGGAUGUCAUGCUUGCUGAUGCCCAGGAAAUGGUCAUUGAAGGACUCAAGCCAGACACUACUUACUCCAUCACAGUGGCAGCGUACACCACCAAGGGGGAUGGAGCUCGGAGCAAACCCAAAGUGGUGGUGACCAAAGGGGCAGUGCCUGGUCCACCUUAUCUGUCAGUGGCUCAAGACUCAAAGUCAUCAGCUGUUGUUCACUGGGAUCCUCCAGACCUGACCAAUGGCAUGGACCUCCAUGGAUACCGGCUUCAGUUUGGCCGAAAAGAUGUCUUUCCUUUGGCCAUACUGGAAUUUGCUCCCCAAGAGCGGCAAUACUCUGUGGACAGCAUUCACCGGGGGGCCACUUAUCUCUUUAAGAUCUCAGCCAAGAGUAGAGGGGGCUUUGGGGAAGAGGCUGUGGCAGAACUUACCGUGCCUGAGAAUACGCCAGGGGGAUACCCUCAAAUUAAUGAGGGCUCAAAUGUAACAUGCUGCUCAGUACAGCUGUCCUGGUCUCCACCAGUGCUGGCAGAGAGGAAUGGGGUCAUCACAGAGUACACUUUGGCCUAUAAAGAAGCGGGUACAGGAGAAGCACCACAAGAACUCCGCUUGCCUCCCAGCCUAUCCAGCUAUGUGCUCAACAGCCUGAAACCGAACUCGCCAUAUGAUGUGAAAAUACGUGCACACACCAGUGUAGGCCCAGGGCCCUACAGCCCGCCUAUCCAGUAUCGGACGGUGGCCAUUGAUCCAGCAGAUGUUCCAAAGAAUUUUACUGUGAAGUGGGCCACAAAGACUGCAGUAGUCCUUGCAUGGAAGUUUUCCAAAACCACAUCUCCAUACAAAUGCACGAUUGAGUACAACCACCAGAAGAUGGAUGUGGAUGCCAGGAAGAUGAAGGCAUACAUCACAGGGUUAAAACACAACACUACUUACAAGUUUAGGGUAACCUGCCAAGAAAGCAUGGAUGCAGGGCCGCAGCAUCGUGUGGAGGCCAGGACUGCACCACUCAUCCUGCUCAAGAAACCCAAGCUAGACAGCUACUUUGAGCCAGAGAGUGUGCUCACCAUGUCCUUCCCACCAGUAAAUACCAAGGACGUCAAGAAUUUUUAUGUAGUUGUGGUGCCACUUAAGACAUCUUCGGGAACCGUUAAAAACCUGAUGAACCCUGAUGAGAUGGACAUGGAAGAGCUAUUGCGGGAGGUGAUCCCAAAGCGUCGUUCACGUCGUCAACUGGCACAGCUGGACCAGAGAGAUCCCUACAUCACAGCUUGCUUCAGACAGCUUCCCACCAGCUUCACGGUGGGAUCUGACCAUCGCCACAGCACCUGUGAGAAUAAGCCUCUUAAACCUGGUCAGGAGUACGUCUUCUUCUUAAUGGCUGAACUCAAUGCCACUGCAGGGAGAAUGUUUGCAACCAGUCCUUACACCGACACUGUGAAGACUCCCGAUUUGGUGGUGGACCCUUUGCCAGUAGAAACUGGUGAUGGACUGAUAUGGGUGGUUGGCCCUGUCCUGGCUGUUGUCUUCAUAAUCUGCAUUGUCAUUGCCAUUCUUCUCUACAAAAACAAACCAGACAGCCGCAAAAGAAAAGAGUCAGAGCCCCGCACAAAAUGCCUGCUCAACAAUGCAGAUAUUACUCCCCACCACCCUACAGACCCUGUAGAGAUGAGACGCAUCAACUUCCAAACUCCAGAUUCUGGUCUAAGCAGUCCUCAGAGUGAAGCAGAUUUUGACUAUGAAAGUAUGAUGAAUCAUCCUCCUAUCCCUAUCUCAGAGCUGGCUGAACACACAGAACUUCUCAAGGCUAACGACAACCUCAAACUCUCCCAGGAAUAUGAGUCUAUUGAUCCAGGCCAGCAGUUCACCUGGGAGCACUCCAACCUGGAGGUGAACAAACCCAAAAAUCGUUACGCCAACGUCAUCGCCUACGACCAUUCCCGUGUCAUCCUAGCUCCUAUCGAGGGGAUAACAGGUAGUGACUACAUCAACGCCAACUACAUUGAUGGAUACAGGAAGCAGAAUGCCUACAUAGCGACACAGGGUCCCUUACCAGAGACAUUUGGGGACUUUUGGAGGAUGGUGUGGGAACAAAGAGCAGCCACUGUGGUCAUGAUGACUAAGCUGGAAGAGAAGUCACGGAUUAAAUGUGACCAGUACUGGCCCAGUCGUGGUACAGAAACCUACGGUAUGACCCAAGUGACCCUGCUGGAUACCAUAGAAUUAGCCACUUUUUGUGUACGCACUUUCUCCCUGCACAAGAACGGCUCGAGUGAGAAGCGAGAAGUUCGACAGUUCCAGUUCACAGCGUGGCCUGACCAUGGUGUGCCAGAGUACCCAACCCCUUUCCUGGCCUUCCUUCGUAGGGUGAAGACUUGCAACCCACCUGAUGCUGGACCCAUCAUAGCUCACUGCAGUGCGGGUGUUGGUCGGACAGGCUGCUUUAUAGUAAUCGAUGCCAUGCUGGAGCGUAUCAAGCAUGAGAAGACGGUCGACAUUUAUGGCCAUGUGACACUGAUGCGCUCACAGCGGAACUACAUGGUGCAGACGGAAGACCAGUACAGCUUCAUUCAUGAUGCACUGCUGGAGGCAGUUGCCUGUGGAAACACUGAAGUGGCAGCCCGGAGCCUGUACUCCUACAUCCAGAAGCUAGCCCAGGUGGAGAGCGGCGAGCAUGUCACCGGCAUGGAGCUAGAAUUCAAGCGUUUGGCCAACUCCAAAGCCCACACGUCACGGUUUAUCAGUGCCAACCUCCCUUGCAACAAGUUCAAGAAUCGGCUGGUCAACAUCAUGCCCUAUGAGACGACGCGUGUCUGCCUGCAGCCAAUCAGAGGCCUGGAAGGAUCUGACUACAUCAAUGCCAGUUUUAUUGAUGGAUACAGGCAGCAGAAGGCUUACAUUGCUACACAGGGCCCUCUGGCAGAGACUACAGAAGACUUCUGGAGAAUGCUCUGGGAGAACAACUCCACUAUUGUAGUCAUGUUGACCAAACUUAGAGAAAUGGGACGGGAAAAGUGUCACCAGUACUGGCCGGCAGAGCGCUCUGCCAGAUAUCAGUACUUCGUGGUGGAUCCCAUGGCAGAGUAUAACAUGCCUCAGUACAUCCUGCGAGAGUUCAAGGUCACAGAUGCCAGGGAUGGCCAGUCCAGAACAGUAAGGCAGUUCCAGUUCACUGAUUGGCCAGAGCAAGGUGUUCCCAAGUCUGGGGAGGGAUUUAUUGACUUCAUUGGCCAGGUGCAUAAAACUAAGGAGCAGUUUGGACAAGAUGGCCCAAUCUCUGUCCACUGCAGUGCUGGAGUGGGAAGGACUGGAGUCUUCAUCACCCUCAGCAUAGUUCUGGAAAGAAUGCGUUAUGAAGGUGUGGUUGACAUCUUCCAAACAGUGAAGAUGCUCCGGACACAGAGGCCGGCUAUGGUCCAGACUGAGGAUGAGUACCAAUUCUGCUACCAUGCAGCUCUGGAGUACUUAGGAAGCUUUGAUCACUAUGCAACGUAAAAGCCAUCUCUUCCCCCAGAAUCCUGUUGGCCCCGACCCACCUCAACAGUUUCCUGAGCCAUAGAACUUUGAAAUUUGAAACAACAACUGCAGACAACAAUUCUGCUGCCCCUAAUUCAGACACAUCGAACAGUAGCCUAUAGAUUUUUUUAGAAGACAACACCCAAAUCAAGAAGUUUAAUGUAAUUCCAAUUGAGACAUGAGAAAAUUACCCAAUUUCAAGAGAAGAACAUCCUCUGCAGGAGCAAGAAGCUGUGGCUCAAACUGUGGGGCGGGUGUUGAUCAAAAUGUCAGACUGCUUACCUUACCUCAAGUGUUUCAAUGUGGAGGACAUUGUAAACAUUCGUGGACGUUUCUCUUCUAAAAAAAAUAUCUUUGUGAUACAACAGCAACAAGCAACAGAAAAUGAAGGAAAAGGAAAGCAUAAAUCAAUGAAAAGCAGAUGGAUGUAGCCAAGACUGAGAGACUUGUUUUGGGGGUGUAAAAGAGGUUCAAGUAUUUCUAUCAAACGUUUUUUUGUUUCAUUUUUUGUGAGUGUUAUCCAGAGAAAUGGCCAAAUUACUGCCUCUGUAAACUCAAUGGACUUUUCCCAAACUGCAGUCACCCAAACACAUUGAAACAGAAGAAGAAUGCUCCCAUUUGGCAGUAAAUAGAAACUGAGUUUUUUCAUGAUUCCUCUAUUAUUAUGCAUAAUUUGCGCAGGAAAAAUACUCAACUAUUAAAGUACAUGUCACCGAACUGCCUGUUAAGUAAGAGCUUUGAGAGGGCUCUCGCAGUGGUUGUCAGGAAGAACGCAGCAACACAUAUCGUAAAAUCUGUUAGUUUUAUGAAUUGUGAACUUGUGUAAAAUCAGUACCCCAAGCCAGGUAACCACAGUGAAGUUACAGAGAACCACGGUUUGUUUGCAGCGACAGGUUCUCCAGGAAGCUCGUGUCUCAGUCACCAGAUAAAUCAAGGAAAACAUCAUCUGUACCAAGAAUCUUUAACUUGGUCUCUUGCUGGAUGGCAAAGGUGAGAGAAAUGGCAACCGUGUCCCAUGAUUUUUUACAACCUCUCCUCUCUUUGGAACGAUGGCAUUAUGGGGCUGCGGCAGUCACAUCUACCUUCAGUCUGGUGGGACGAAAGGCUUUCAAUCAAUGGAUCAACCAAACGAGGAUUGCCGCAAAGUAGCGGCUUUCUUUGUGUACAGUGACCAACGCUCAUCAUCGUCGUUUGGAACUUUUUUUGUCUUAUGAGGAACUAUCUUUUGUUUUCUUCUAUUUUUGUUUUCUUUUCUGUCAAAACCAAACAUGCUGCUUAUCUCGUGUAUGCUGUACAUGACAUGUGACUCUUAAACAAGAGGAAACUGAUGAAUAAAAGAUGCCAGCUCUGCUAACUCCUCGCGCCCAGGUGGGCAUGACUGAAAGUGCAUCCACGUGACGUCAUCGUCCACUGCUCCGUUUUUUUGUUUGUUUCUUUAUUUGAGCCUCCUCUAUAAUCAUCUAUCUCGUUGUGCUUGACACUCAAAAGUGAUAAUGGCCUGUUGCAAUUACAAAGCUGUACAUUAAUGUGGUCGACAAAUUGGCCCAAAGUUCCACUGUGUGUGUGUCUGGUAACUGGUGGAUACGCAAAAUAGAUGCUUUGCUGUUUUCCCUCCAUUUUAUAGAUGAUGUCUGUGUGGGUAACACAGCCAGACCAAGCAGCCAUGUUGGAUCUCAAUGCCAUGGUGUGUUAAUGAAAUUCUUCAACACGAAUUACUUGCACAUCCCGAGAAAAGAGACUAAACUUGAAACAGAUACCCCUAAAACAACUGCAGGUUGACACACUAAAGUUAAUGUGUCUGACAUAUAGAAAAACAACAACAAAAAAAUGUUUUUGAUAUCUCCUGGUUUUCCUUCGGAGGACAGCUCUUUGGUAUAAGUGAGCGUAUGGAUUCUGCGAUGGUUUCCAGUGGUUGUGCACAAAAGCCAGAGCGAUGGACAGAACUGUGUGUAAUCUUUUUUUUUAUUUCCAAAAAAGCCUUAUUGUUAUUGUAACAUUAUAAAAGAAAAACAUUAAUGUUGUAUUAUGACAAGUUAUUUUACAUUACAUAAUUGACUUUUUAUUUUCUUUUUGGUUUAGUUUUUUAAGAGAUGUUGUAUGACAUUUUUUAAAAUUAGCCGGUAAAGAGAAAUGCUAAUCUGUUCAUAUUAUGUUAAAAGACAUUCUAUUUUUUCACUGUAGAAAGGUUAAGUAUAACAUGUCUGUGUGUAUGUGUAUAUAUAUGUAUGUAUGUAUAUACAUAUAUAUACUGAACACUCACACAUUCAUAUAUAUUAAAAUGCAGAAUAUGAAGAUAUAUCCAAAAACUUAGUAUAAAUUUAAUUUUUCUCAUCUUUUUUUAUGCCGUUUUCAAAUUACAAUGGCUCCUCAUUACUUAUGUUUUGCCUUUUUUUAACAUUUCUGUGUAAUCCCAGACACCCUGUAUGUCUCUUACAGUAAACUGAGGGGAUGUCAACCUAUGCCUGAAUAGUUUGCCUCCACUCAUCUCCCCACUAGGUAAAACCUCUACCAAUGAGGAGAUGUCAUUUUAAAAGCUAGUCAUCACUAACUUGUGAAAAUUAAUGCUCCGUUUUUAUUUGAUCUACUAGUAUCAAUCAAAAAUGUAAUAACUCUAAUUUUUGUUAUCUGUAUCAACUUGUCGUACUGUACCCUGUUUGAUUAUUUACAGACUGACCCUCACAAUCAUAUUUUUUUUUUUUUUUUGUUUUGUUAAUAUUUUCAGACAUUGUGGACAUUCAUUUUAUUAGAAAUCCACUAUGAUCUAGAGUAUACCUGUAAAUAAACAAAUAUAUAGAUUAUAUGUAUUUGUAUAAUUUUACCCUCAAGAUCUCAUACAUUAAGUGGGAACAGAAAUGCACAGAUCAAGGUUCUGCUCAUAUCCAGCUUCUUGGUGUUUGUGAAGACUGUUUUCUGAAACCCUCUAUCUCCAGUCCUGCUCCCUGGUCUUUAAUUACCUUUCAAAUCUUUUUUCUACCUUUAAUUUCCCCUGCUAGCAGCUACACUGGGAAACUUGCCAGCUUCUGUUCCAGUACCCCUAGCCUCAAUAA
Messenger RNA from Melanotaenia boesemani (Boeseman's rainbowfish), 9020 nucleotides. It is a transcript of the gene ptprsa, whose product is annotated as protein tyrosine phosphatase receptor type Sa. Gene Ontology annotation, biological process: protein dephosphorylation. Lineage: Eukaryota; Metazoa; Chordata; Actinopteri; Atheriniformes; Melanotaeniidae. The coding region runs from base 1 to 5952 and encodes 1983 amino acids. Gene Ontology annotation, molecular function: protein binding; protein tyrosine phosphatase activity. The transcript is spliced from 37 exons. The record is from RefSeq and is a predicted model, not a curated record.